This is a messenger RNA of Entamoeba dispar SAW760, 570 nucleotides long. RefSeq lists its product as uncharacterized. NCBI's taxonomy places the organism in Eukaryota, Evosea, Mastigamoebida, Endamoebidae. The record is from RefSeq and is a predicted model, not a curated record. Gene Ontology annotation, molecular function: protein binding. The transcript has a single exon. The annotation marks the transcript as partial.
AUGAGUCAAAGUGUUGAAGUGGGAAAUAUUAACCAAAUCCUUGUCAUUGGCAAAAAUAGUUUUUUAAGUAUUAACUCAACUACUGUAACACUAUGGGAUAGUAAUACUGCUCAAAGUCUUAAAACUAUUAUGAUUCCACCUGGAAUUACUAUCGUCCAAGCGGUAAGUGUUUCCCUAGAAAAUGAAUUUUCAUUAUAUGUCUUAACAUCAAGUAAAACAAUCAUUCAAUUUACUAAACCUACAUUUGAUUACUCAAAAGCUAAAGUUUAUCAAAGCAAUUCUCCAAUUACUAAAAUAGCUGUUAUUGAUAUUGACACAUGUUUAAUAUCCAAACAAAAUGAGAUUGGUACUGUUAAUUUUAAUAAAGAAGUUGUUGAGUACACUGAGUUAUUUAAAUUAAAAGAAGAAGUUACAGCAUUAUUAUACUCAUCACCAAAUAUCUAUUUAGCAACAAAACUUGAAUUAUUUGUUUAUUCAAUAGAAGGAAAAGAAAUAAAACAGAUGGACUUUAAUAAAAAUGAAAUCAAACAAAUUAUAUCAGGACUAAAGAAAAUUUUUGUGAUUUGUGAU